This is a messenger RNA of Pollicipes pollicipes, 1075 nucleotides long. Its product is annotated as plasminogen-like. NCBI's taxonomy places the organism in Eukaryota, Metazoa, Arthropoda, Thecostraca, Pollicipedomorpha, Pollicipedidae. Gene Ontology annotation, biological process: proteolysis. The record is from RefSeq and is a predicted model, not a curated record. The coding region runs from base 1 to 834 and encodes 277 amino acids. The transcript is spliced from 4 exons. Gene Ontology annotation, molecular function: serine-type endopeptidase activity.
AUGCGACUGCCAGUGAUCCUCGUCCUCGUGUCCGUGGCGCUGUGUGGCGUGCUCCCGCCACCUGAGGUCACCGCUGGUGACGGCGGCUGGAGCAUCAUCGACGGAGAGGUGGCGAAGAAGGGCGAGUUUCCCUGGCAGGCGCAGCUGAAACGCAACACCGUCUACGUGUGCGGCGCCGUGCUUGUGUCGGAUUUGUGGCUGCUCACCGCCGCUCACUGCCUGUCGGCAGAGCCGAACCCCUCGGCUUACCAGGUGAUACUAGGCGAAUAUGACGUCACGGUGGAGGAGGGCUCAGAACAGCGGCGAGGUGUGGCACAGAUUGUCCUGCCCUCCGACCAGUUCAACACGCAUCGCAGUAGCCUUCAGUACGACGUGAACGACAUCGCGCUUCUCAAAAUCGACCAGCCCGCCAUCUAUACACAAUGGGUGAAAGCUCUGGCUCUACCGGAUCCCGCGGAAGACUUCGAUGGACAGAUGGCGGUGGCUGUCGGCUGGGGGGCCUCUGGGUCGACAGGCGUGGGUCCAGUCUACCCCAAAGUCCUGCAGAAAAUCACGAUGACCUUGCUGGCUGACGACGUGUGCCUGCGCGACCUGGUCUUCUUCAACUACGUGCCGGCCACCAUGAGCUGCGCGAUGCCGCCAAACGGCAGCAGCCUGUGCUGGGGCGACUCUGGCGGCGCACUCACGUACUACAAGUCCGCCGACCAGCCGCUGCUGGCCGCCGUCACCUCCUGGGGCGUCGAUUGCGACCUUACCCGGAUGCCGACCGUGUUCGUCGAGGUGUCCGCCUUCGUGAAGUGGAUCGCAGAUGUGAUCAGCGCGGACGUGGUGUAGGCGAGUCUAGCCUGCGGCAGCGUAGCAGGUCGGGUCGUCCCGGGCGCGAGACGGGCCGACCAGGCGAGCGGACCACCGGGCGACGACCGCCCCUGCGGGACGACCUGCCUGUCACGCACCCUUGCGGAAGGAAAGCGACAUCUAGAGGGCCUCAUCUCAGGCUGCCAGUUAGUCCCAGCAAAGAAGGGCCAGUGCAGCCAGCGCAGUUAAACACAGCCCGCUGGAAAUAUUCAGCAUUCAC